This is a messenger RNA of Mya arenaria, 723 nucleotides long. RefSeq lists its product as uncharacterized. The transcript is spliced from 3 exons. The coding region runs from base 76 to 468 and encodes 130 amino acids. Lineage: Eukaryota; Metazoa; Mollusca; Bivalvia; Myida; Myidae. The record is from RefSeq and is a predicted model, not a curated record.
CUAAAUAGGACUAGAACCUCUUUAUAUGGUUAUGGUCACUAAAAUUCAAAUUUAUAAAAGUAAAUUAAGGAUAUCAUGCAUUGUUUAAGAGUGUCAGGAAUAGUGUUGGUGUUGUCAGCGAUGGGCAGCUACGCGCUGGAGUGUUACAUUUGUGGUUCUCACAUGGACAUCACGUGUGCGGGGCGGUUUCAGCAGGGGGACUAUAAGGGGGAGAGAACCACUAUCGACCCGACCACCUUCAUGCCAUGCCAGAUAUGCACCAAGAAUGAGUACAUGCACAACGGAAACACGCACAUAAGCCGAGGCUGUUCGUCCACCUGGAAGCCAGAGAACUGCGACAGUCACGGCUGCGCCUGCGACACUGACAUCUGCAACGCCGCCGUUCCUAUGACAACAGUUUCCUUAACGACCGUUAUCCUGGCAACAGUUAUGUCCGUGUUUGUUGUAAAAGCGUUUAAGUGUUGUUGAUCUUUGAAGAUUUUUGCAGCAACAAAAAUACAUUGUGUGUGUGUCAUAAUGAAAUUAUUGACACACGUAGUAUUUCCUAGUAUUUGAGGAUAUACAUAAUUGAUAUAUCAUUCCUUCAGUGUGUGUCUGCGAUACUUUGUGUUUCAAAUGCUCUAUCAUGACAUGUAUGUUAAUUAUAUACAUUUCUUCUUACCUUGUGAGUGUAAUUUUGAAUGUCAAAUUACAGACGACAUUUUAGAAUGAUUUUAUAAUGAU